CACAAUUAUAUAAUCUGCUGAGGUCGACGAAAUCCUCUCCGUUCUUCAACCCUCCCUUCUUCAACCCUCCUCCACCAUGACUAAGCCUUCAGCUUCAGCCUUUGACGCCCUCAUGUGCGGCGCACGGGCUGCCGCCGCCAAGAAGAGACGGCUUUCUACUCCUUCUCCAUCUCUGAAGAAGAAGAAAACCCAAUCCUCCGAAACUGAACAGCAGGUACCGCCUACUACCAAGAUUCCAUGCAAUGCUGCUUCUGCUUCAACGAAGUUGAUCACCGAACUGAAGAAGCGGGCACCCCUUAUGAAGAAGAAUCCCUCGGAGUUUGAUCCGCGCUCUGUUGUUUGUUGGGAGGAAGGCCAACCCAUACCCUUCCUGCUCCUCUCAUUGGCAUUCGACAUGAUCGCCGGAGAGACUGGUAGGAUUGCGACCACUGACAUUGUGUGCAACCUUCUGAGGACCGUCAUUCAUGCUACGCCUUCGGAUCUCCUCCUGGUCGUCUAUCUCUUGGCUAACAGGAUUGCUCCCCCACACCAAGGGGUGGAAUUGGGUAUAGGAGAUGCUUCCAUCAUCAAAGCACUUUCGGAGGUUUGUGGUCGGGCUCGAUUGCAGAUCAAGAAGGAGUAUGAGGAAAAAGGUGACUUGGGAUUGGUUGCCCAAGCUAGCCGAUUGUCACAAUCUAUGAUGCGGAAACCGGAACCAUUGACCAUUAGAAAGGUUUUCAACACAUUUCACCUCAUUGCCAAGGAAGUAGGAAAAGACAGCCAAAAGAAGAAAAAUAAUCUUAUUAAGUCACUUCUUGUUGCUGCCACUGACUGUGAACCUUUAUAUCUAAUCCGUUUGUUACAGAAAAAAUUGCGUAUUGGAUGUGCUGAGCAAACUCUCUUAGCUGCAUUAGGCCAAGCUGCAGUGUAUGACGAAAAACAUUCAAAGCCGCCUCCUGGAAUCCAGUCACCUUUGGAAGAGGCAGCAAAGAUUGUGAAACAAGUCUAUUCUGUUCUUCCUGACUAUGACAAGAUAGUGUCUCAAUUGCUUACGGAUGGUGGUGUAUGGGGUCUUCCAAUGAAAUGUAAAUUUACUCUUGGAGUUCCAGUUGGGCCUAUGCUGUCAAAAGCUAUCACAAGUGUAUCUGAAAUUCUAAACAGAUUCCAGGAUGUAGAGUUCACAUGUGAAUACAAAUACGAUGGAGUGCGUGCUCAGAUACAUUACAUGGACGAUGGGUCUGUUGAGAUUUAUAGUAGAAAAGCUGAACGAAACACCGGAAUGUUUCCUGAUGUUGUUGCUGCGGUUUCAAGGUUAAAGAAAACAAAUGUAUCAUCAUUUGUUCUUGAUUGUGAACUUGUAGCAUAUGAUCGCUCAAAACAGAAAAUCCUUCCUUUCCAGGUUCUUAGUACUCGGGCUCGCAAGAAUGUAAUUUUGAGUGACAUAAAGGUAGAUGUUUGCAUAUUUGGUUUUGAUUUGUUGUAUCUUAAUGGCCAAGCACUUCUUCAGGAAAACUUAAAAGUCCGUAGAGAGAAUCUCUAUGCCUCCUUUGAGGAAGAAUGCGGACUUCUUCAGUUUGCAACAUCAAUGUCAUCAAAUGAUAUCGAGGAUGUACAGAAAUUUCUUGAAGAAGCUGUUAAUGCUAGUUGUGAAGGAUUAAUUAUUAAAACAUUAAAUGAAGAUGCAACAUAUGAACCUGCCAAGUAUUCACUGAACUGGGCAAAAUUGAAGAAAGAUUAUCUGGAAAAUGUAGGGGACACACUGGAUUUGGUACCUAUUGGCGGUUUCCAUGGCAUUGGCAAGCGUACAGGAGUCUAUGGUUCUUUUCUCCUUGCUUGCUAUGACAACAAUAAUGAAGAAUUUCAAAGUGUUUGUAAAGUAGGAACAAAAUUUACUGAAGAAAUGCUAGAAGAACGUUGUGCCAUCCUGCGGUCUAAAGUGAUUCCCAAACCAAAGGCAUACUAUCGGUGUGGCGAAAAAAAUAUUCCUGAUGUUUGGUUUGAAGCCAGUGAGGUGUGGGAGGUAAAAUUUUCUGACCUAACCAUCAGCCCUGAUUACCAAGCUGCGGUGGGUAUAGUUGAUUCAAAUAAGGGCAUAUCUCUUCGAUGCCCACGUCCACUUCGGGUUCGGCCUGACAAAACCCCUGAGCAGGCGUCUUCAUCUGAGCUGGUUGCUGAGAUGUAUAAUGCUCAAAAGAAUAUCCACAGAGUGAAAAGCAACGAGAAUGACAGCGAGGAAGAUGAUUAUUGAAGGAAAAUGGAUUUAUUUUUCUCACUAGGUAAUAUUCUUGUUUAUUAAUUAUUAUUGGGUUUCAUUUGAAGGAUUAUUUAAAAGGUGAAUUGCAGAUAUAUGAAGGACUACGGAGUAAUUUUUAAAUUUAUGGCUAAGGGGUCGUGUUGUGUGAUCAAUGUACAAGUCAUUCCGGGUCACAAUGUUUUAUGUUUAUUUAUUCUUGGUGUCCUUAAUAAUUUCAUGAGGCCACACGUUGCUAACGGACUUUGUUCCUUAGCGAUUGUUGGAGUGCCGUUCACUGUGAUUGGCCAGAGCUAGGAGUGACCAUUGUUUCCAUUAAAAGACUUCAUCAUCCCCAUCGAUGAUGCACCGACUCUAGCUAUCCAACAUUGAUUCUUUCACCCCACCAUAUAAAGUUAGAAGUUGUGCACAGUCCUAGGUGCAGUGUCUCUUUUGUGGACAUCCAACUGCCUUGCAUGGUCAAUUCUGUAAGGCAGAACAAAUAUGAGAUCAGCAAUACUAAAGGAGACACAGACAAAGGCAUAGCACCUAGAUAGAAUCCCACAGCAUUUGACUGAGAUUAGCCUUGCAAGCUAAAAAGGUACACUUUGAUGUCACAAUAUUUAUAUUGGCAAGUUUUUAGAGAAAAGCCUGUCAGAAUAGUCACUUCUGAAAUUUACAUUAGUUGCUAUAUUUGUUUACCUAAUAAGUCAGUUUCAAAGUUUCUAUUUCGUGCACGGGUUGUUGAAUUGGUUUUCUGAAAGCAAUUUUUAUGACGAACUGGUGAUUUGAGGAUGGUCAAACACUGAAACAAGUAUGAGACCAGUCCAGAUUGGACAAAUUCCUAUGCCACACAGGGUCAGAUCAUUAGAACCAAAUGCAAAUAUUGUCUGGACCAUCACGCUGGAGCCUGGAGUAAAAAUUUCUCACCCUGAUGUCACUGUUGUGUAAGGAUGUUUUUACUUGGACUGUAAUUUAUUUGCUGUCUGGUCUGAUUUGGUCUGGUAUGGUAAUGUCUGGUCUCUUUGUAUUUUUAUAACUAUCCAAGUUUGGUCUAGUCUGUUCUGGUCUGAGACAAAUUACAGUCGAAGUAAAAACAUCCUAAUUGUUAGUGUUAGACUAACAACUAACAUAUGAUGUAGUAGCAGAAUUCGAGAAAUGUUCCGGACUAAGAAACAGUGUUGUAUUUUACCUCUAUUGAAACUGAGUGAGUCUAGGCUCCAAUAACUCCAUAUUCUAGUUGGCAGCUUAGAUACUUGGGCGAAAAAAGUCUCGAACUUCAUAAUGUGGUCAUGCUAUUAUGCUAUAGACAUAAACAGAAAUAUAUCCUUUGAGGUAAUUACUCCACAAUGCGCAUGUUUUGGAUUUUAAUGGAUGGAAAUAGGUUGGAAUGUUGGAUUGGUCGAGUUGAGGUAACCUUGAGGUUGAACUAAUUAAAAUUGAUCAGAGUUUGAUUUUUAAUACUAACUAGUACUUCGUAUAUCACCCAUGCAAUGCACGGUGUGAGGUGUUGCCCAAAUUGAGGAUGUUUUCUUUUGGACCGUUUUCAGUCCCAGAUCAGACUAAACUUGAAUUCCGUAGUUAUAAAAUACACAGAAACCAGAUGUUACCAGAUCAGACCAGCAAAUUUUAGCCCAAAAGAAAACAUCCUAAUUAUUAACUUUUUUUUGUAUUAAAUAAAAUAUAAUAAGUUGAUACAAAUAUAUUUUAAGAUCUUGUAUAACAUGAGACAAGAUCCAAAAUAAUCCUCGAAGUAUUCUUAUACAAUUAUACAUAAUAAUUCUUGGUGUACACCCUGGGUUACAACCUAAUUAUUUGUCAUUCACACAGACAAAAAAUGCACAAAUAAUGAUACUUUCGGUAAAAUCGUCGGUGUGAAGAAAAUUAGUUUUCAGAUCUGCCAGGUUGAUUGCACGUAGGGGUGGGCAUGGUCCGGGACGGAAUGAGAAUUGGGUUGUCCCGGUACCGAACCCAUUUUAUAAUAACGAUUCGGAACGGGACAGGACAAGACGUUGUCCUUUUGUUGUCCCAUUUAAACUGGUACCGAUACAAAAUGGGAUGGUUCGGGGCAUCCCAAAAAAAGUACUGAAAAAAUUGCAAUCCCAAAAAUAAAGCAAUGUUAUUUCAAAAAAUAAAAAAAACUACCGAAAGAAAAACUCUGACAAAAAACAUUAUAUCUAAUCCCAAAAAUAUGCAACUUACCAUAUUAACUGCAUGAAACAAAAGUUACAACAAAAAACACUAAAACAAAAACCUAUCAAGAAAUCUAUAAAAAAAAUGAUAAAAGAAUACUAUUUGAAGUGAAACAUUUUGGAGUAAAAAUCACUUCUUUUUUGUAGAUAGAUGAUAGUUCAUAGUAUGUGAUACUAGAUAGUUUAGAGUUUUUAGGUGUUUUAUUGUUAAACAACUAGCAUUUUAAUAUGUCAUAAACUCUACGUACGGUAAGAAUCUUGAAAAUAUGAAUAUAAUCACAUAUAGUUUUUCGAUAUAUAUUAUAUAUACAAAGUAAUAUAAUAUUGAAACAUAUUUUAAGAGGAAACGGUUCAGCUCCGCAGGUGACCGACUCAUGCACUCUUCUUUAUGAAAGGUCUCAGGUUCAAUAUUCAAUGGAGUGAGUUUGAUCCUAAUUUACCCAGACCCUAUCCCCGAUCCUUGGGGUAAAAAAAAUCCAAACAUAUUAUAAACUAUUCCGUAUAUAAUACUGAUCAAAAAAAUGUUCACCCCAAUUCUAACGUUUCUUUUGAGUUUCGAGUUUCGACCUAAUACAUGUUCAGUUCAAAAUUCAAAUAAAGAGUAAUGAAUGAAGUGAGAAAAAAUUUUGCAACUGAUGAAAAUUAUUAGUCCGUAUUGUAACUGAUGAAAAAUUUCAAUUGACUUAUGAAAAUAUCAUACUCCCUAGCAUUUUUAAUAGGGGUGGGCGCGGUCCGGUCCGGUCCAAUAUUUGGCCAAAGCCGUACCCGUACCGUUACUAUUCAAACGGUUUGGUUCUGUUCGGUCUUAGACCUAAACCUGUUCGGUACGGUUUUAUUUUGAAACGGGACGAUACCAUGUCAUACCAAUACCAAACAAUGCCACUUUUUCCAAGUGUUUAAGAGACAAUUAAAGUUUAGUCGUCCUCCAAAAAUCUACACAAUUUAUCAAUUUUCAUACUCAUUCCAUCCCAAAUUGACAUGCAAAGUCAAUAUUUUUUGGUCAACCAAUGUUAGAGUUAAAUUCUCUUCAUUGAUAACUAAUUCAAUUUGUAAUAAUUAAAAUAAACAUAUUCAGAAACUACAUUGAAAUUUCUUCAAAGUUGCAAGCUCCAAAUUAAAUAUAAUUAAAAAUUGACAUUCAAGUUAAGUGAAUAAAAUGAAUCUGUUUGACAAAAACAAGUUAAUUUUGCAAAUCAAUUUGGGACGAAGGUAGUAUUACAUAAUUAAUAAAUUUCAGAUAAAUUAUAGUAGUACAAAUUUAAAUUAUUAAACCAUACAUCGGUUCGAUUCCAGACUUCCUAUGAACUAGCAAAGACGGUGAAAAUGUAAAGGCAUUAGUCAAAAUAAUGGUAUAAAUGUAAAUUUAAAUAAUUAAAUCAUACUUCGGUCCGGUUCGGUCCGGUUUCGGUUCUCAUUUUAUGAGAACCGGUCAUGGCAUUGUUUAGAAUUGAUACGGUUCGGUUCGGGAAAAAAAAUUGAGAUCCGUUUCAAACCCCAUUUUUUGGUCCGGUACCAUAUCGGUUCGGUUCGGUAUCAUGCCGGUUCGGUAUUUUUGCCCACCCCUAAUUUUUAAUACUCUCCCUAGCAUUAUGUGUGAACUUUGAUUACAUUUUUUAUACUCAACCACAAUCAUAUAUUUUUAUUUUAUUCUCACUUUUAUAAAUUUGGGUCUGAAUUAAACUGGAAACUACUCCGUAUUUUAUAUGUGGAAUGUUGUAAAAUUUUAAUAAAUUUUUGACAUAUUUAUUUAGAUUCAUAAAUCCUAAAUCCAAUACUUCCGAACAAAGCAGCUGCCUGAACACAUAACAAAGCUCCGUUUAGUUUAUCCAAUAUAGGUAGUAUAUUAAUAUACACUCCGUAUAAUAACAAUUCAAUAUCCCCUAAAGAAGAUCUGGUGCACCAAGAUCUCUCGGAAAUUUCACAUCUUUCAGAUUUUCAUUUUCUUUUUGAGAGUUUCAUUUUUCAGAUCUGAGAAAAGGAAAAGACUUUAUUACUCAAAACAUAGUAGAUCUCAAGGCAUUUCCUCUUCAUCUGGGAACAGGGAACUCCUCAACAUCCUGGAAGUAGUAUUUCUCAUUUUGUAAGGUCUUGUGUCACGCAUCCCUUGCUCUUGAACACAGUUUGCGCCAGUGCCUUUACCAUCGUAUUUGAAGUGGCUUACGCCGGCUGUGGAGCUGGUGUAAGUUUCAGUGAAUUUGCCUUGCUUGAUUCUUGAUUGUUGAGGCAGCUGUUAGUUGUUACUACAUACUUAUUUGUUAAAGUUGCCGCCGGCGGCGGCAGACCCAACGGUGAAGUCCUUGCCCAGUAAUUGUUUUUUUGCCGAUGCUGUUGUACCCAGCGGCGGACGCAGGAUUUCCCGAUAGCAGGGGCGGCAGUAGAAGAAUAUACAUACAAAUACAUAUAUAUUAAAAAUUUCGGGGUAAAUAUACCUAGAAUUUUUUUUUUCGGAGGGGCGGCAGCCCCUCAUUGCCCCCCUUUGUGUCCGCCGCUGGUUGUACCGUCAUCGGUGGUGGGAGUGAAUUAUGGGCAGGCUUGGACAUUUAAUGACUCUGACGGCUGGCUCACACAAUGGAGAAGAGGGACUUUUGCCUGUAUUUGAUAAAGAUGUUUUUGAGCGGGAAAGUGGCCAAGAAUUCCACUUCUUUUUAUAUAUAGGUAGAUGUGUAAUUUAUAGAGAUGUCUAUGUUUUUAAUAUACAUUUUUUGUUUGUGACAACCAUUAUCUUGUUUGUAGCUGUACAAAUUUAUAGAGAUGUCUAUGUCUUUAAUAUACAUUUUUUGUUUGUGAC
Molecule: messenger RNA, 7189 nt
Organism: Cuscuta epithymum
Lineage: Eukaryota; Viridiplantae; Streptophyta; Magnoliopsida; Solanales; Convolvulaceae
Source: the annotation of a GenBank genome assembly